AUGCCAACGAAACAAGCCUAUAUCACUACUCGGAAACGUCAACUUCGGUCAUCUGUCUCAUCUUCAACAGCUCAGGAACUACCCUCAGCAUCCGAAACGACUUCCUCCUCAACACCAUCUACCGCAUCGGCGAGUAGUGAAAUAGAUGAGGAACCCUCAACACCUACAACUAUGACUGCUAAUACCAGUAGCGCAACAAUAACAAUAGCAGAAGACGCGUUUCCAAAUUUGGUACCUGUCAACGAUAAGUCAACUUUAUCAAUAAGAAAAUCGAAAGCGAAAGAUAAGCCACCAUCCACUACCACACCUUCUGAGAGGUGGUGUCAUAACUGCGGUACUAUGGAAACACCACGGUGGCGAUAUGGCCCGUUGGGCCCAUACACUUUCUGCAAUGCUUGCCAUUUACGUUGGAAAAGCCGAGGUGAAAAGCCCAAGCAUGACCUUGAAUUUGUUAACCAGCCUGCAUCUUCCUACCUCCUAACUGCUGCGACAACGGCAAAAACGACAACAGCAGUAUUACAGAGAAGCAGGAAAACAAUAUUAAAAAAGAGAAUCAGUUUAGAAAAUGAACAACCUGCCUUAAAAAAGUUGAAAGCAUCCAAUUCUGCCAUUGUACGGGUAGAGACCAGUACAAACGAAAAUGCCACGACGCUCAUUACAACUGAUCCUAUAAAAGCAAAAAGUAGAAUGACACGCUCCUCUCGGCAACCCCUCAUCAAUACUACCAAUGUUUCCGAAUCUGACACCAUACCCAAUGAUGAGAAUCGUGAGGAAAUGGACAAAGCAAGGAUGUUUGAUAAAGAAAUUAGCUCGCUGAUGGAGGCCUUUUUCAAUGAAAAGAUGCCACAUCUCUUGAAAAACUGCGUACAACCACGUAUAUCUUGCUCAAGAUGCCAAAGCAAUACCACACCUACGUGGCGCACAGGUCCAUUAGGUCCCGGCACUUUAUGCAAUGCUUGUGGAUUACAAUGGGCAAAAGUAGCUGGAUCAACAAAGGCAACGGAAGCAAAAAAACUUUCAACUUCAAAGAAUAAGGUGACAAAUUUAUCACCAUCAGCUACCAAAGGCAACAUGAUUCCUACUGCUAAAUCUUCUAGACCAAAAAUACCGCACCAAUUUUUGCUACAUUACAAAAAGGAAUUCCUCAAGCACGGUCUGUAUCAUGAUGAAACACGUUUUAUUACAAACUCGAUACCUACCAUAUUACAACAGUUGGCAACAACAGUUACGACCAAAACCGCUUGUGCUGAUACUACUCCAAUGACAAUGCAUACUUGUCUAUUUCCUCCUCUUCCUAUACACCAAGGUGAAUUUAGUAUAUCCAGACAACGUGAUUUUGAAUUGCCUGCAGACAUUUUACAAGAGAGAGAAUUAGGUCUUAUCCGAUCGGACCGUCAACCGCGUUUCAUUCGUAUUCGAUCCAACAUUUUCGUCGAGCGCAAACCUGCAUAUCAACAACGAGCCCUAUCGGAAGCAUCUGUCGCUGUCUGUCAAUGCGAAAGGCCUCAGCCAUCCAACGGAAGGACAGGUUGCGGUGAGGAUUGUCUUAACCGUAUGUUAUUUUAUGAGUGUGAUCCCAAAUAUUGUCCAUGUGGUGACCAAUGUUCGAAUCAACGCUUCCAACGCAAGGAAACAAAGAAAGGCCUACAAAUAUUUCAAACAGACAACCGUGGUUGGGGUUUACGUACUCUAAAACCGAUUAAAAAGGGUGAGCUGAUUAUUGAAUAUCGUGGCGAGAUCAUUUCACAAGAACUCUGUGAGGAGCGUAUGCUGACGUUGUAUGCGAAUGAAAAGAAUUUCUAUUUCCUGGAUUAUGCCAAAGGAGAAGUAAUCGAUGCGUGCACCAAAGGAACUGAAGCGAGAUUUAUCAAUCACAGCUGUCAUCCGAAUUGUCACAUAGAAAAAUGGUUGUUUCGAGGAGAAUCUCACUUUGGUGUGUUUGCCUCCAUGGAUAUUGAGCCUUAUUCGGAAUUAUUUUAUGAUUAUAAUUUCUCGACGUUUAAUGGAUCCGUUGAAAGUCAACAGCCUUGUUAUUGUGGUAGUAAAGACUGCAGAGGAACCAUUGGUAGAAAGAGCGUUAAAUAA
This is a messenger RNA of Mycotypha africana, 2085 nucleotides long. RefSeq lists its product as uncharacterized. The coding region runs from base 1 to 2085 and encodes 694 amino acids. Gene Ontology annotation, cellular component: chromatin; nucleus. NCBI's taxonomy places the organism in Eukaryota, Fungi, Mucoromycota, Mucoromycetes, Mucorales, Mycotyphaceae. Gene Ontology annotation, biological process: regulation of DNA-templated transcription. Gene Ontology annotation, molecular function: zinc ion binding; sequence-specific DNA binding; histone H3K36 methyltransferase activity. The record is from RefSeq and is a predicted model, not a curated record. The transcript is spliced from 3 exons.